CCUGUGCAUUGCAGGGGAGUUGGAUCAGAUGAUCUUAAAGGGUCCACCCCAACUCAAAUGAUUCUCUGGUUAGGUUGGUAAUAACUACCUGCAGCCUUUUGUGAUUGCAGUGAGUUCAGUCCAGUCCAAUGGCGUGCCUGUGCUUCACAAUAAGCAGUGACGUGACUUGAUCCUCACAGCUGGACGAGCAAAUCAGUAUUAGCUGUUGCACUGCCAAAUUACACCAAGGUUACAAGGUAAAGAUAUUGUGCUAUAGCAGGGAGUGUGCUCAAAGCAUGAAGGCCUGUGAAAAGUUUGCUGAUGUAUCACUGAAAGUGUGUGAACAGAGGAGAACGAGGAGCAAGGGACUAGGAGGUGGAAGGAAUGAAGGAGGGUCGGAUCCUUUAGCUACCAAGUGGGUCUGCUAACCCGGAGCAGCUGCCCCAUGCACUUGUGCUGCUGCUUCAGAGGUCGGUGAAGGAGCGGCUGGCUGGGAUUCCAGACGUGUUUGUGUCUCCUGCCAAGCAGAAGCCAGGUGCUCCAGGGGAGAGGAGUCAGCGCACUCCUGUUGUAAAUAGAAAGGGAGAUUCCAAAAUAACAGUUCUGGUCCCCAAGGGCACCUUGUCAGGACUUGGAAGCCAGGCAGCAAUCCUCAGAGUUCUCAGCUCUGUGUGAAUCCCAGCACUUAAAUGUAUUUUGAGAAUCUGGACAAGGGUUUCUAGACUCACUGCCCUUCAAUUCUUUGGUAUCCUUGCAUGAGAAACAUUCCUUUUAAAAAUCAAUUUAAAAAUAGGAUUACGUUUGACAUUUCAGAGGAUUUACCUGUUUCUUUUCUAUAGGUCACUCAAAUAACACAUCACCUAUUUUACAAUCUCAGACAUUUCAUUUUGGCUUUGUCCUUGCUGGACUUGGAGCAGUGAUGUAGUGGUUUGCAAGGGUCUGGAUUAACUAUUUAGAAGCACUUCAGCCAAAGCUUCUCCAUGGGUUGCCAUGUCCAGCAUCAUCAAUAGGAGCAACAGCCACCACUGCUCCCAUCCCUGCUGCAAUCUUUGCUUCUGCAGCUGUAAGGUGGGUGUAAUUGGGAUUGACCUCUUUGUGUCAGACCCUCUGAGAUUUACCGAUAAGUAAACUGGACAACAAUUGGGUGUGGGUUUUGUGAGGGAAGGGUUUAAUGAAGUGAUAAUAUUGCAAAAUAGGUGUUGAAUUCUCACCUGAGAAGCCAGAUCAUUGAUCACAAUGGGCAGCUGACCAAACGGUCUCUAAAAGCAAGGUCUGUUCCUCCUGCGAUGCUUAUCGCCCUGCCUUUGCUCCUGUCUGAUUCUUUGCACAAGAGCUGAAAACAGAAAUACUCUUUGACAGCUUAAAUAACCAAAUUCAGAGCGUGGCUUCCUGUUCUGACUGGUUCUUCAGGAUUAGAGCGGAGUUUUGCAUGCUUUCCCUCAUCUUGCCUCCCCACUCCUUUUUCUUUUUUUUUUUUAACCAGAUACAGCCUCUUUUCUAAUUGCUUUGUUAGAUUUCCUUGCUGUGUGUAACAGAGCUGCCGUGUGCUUGGUGGGUGGCGUGCCUCUCACCACAGGGAAAGCUUUCUUUCUUCCCCAGUAUCUCGUUCUGCCCUGCGUGCAUCAGCUUGUUUAUGACCACUGCUACUGCAAUGGCUUCAUGUUUUCCUGAUAAAUGAGACCAGAUAACACAGCUGUCUCUCGUGCUGAAAGCAUCCAGCACCCUUCUCACUGCUCCUCUCCCCGAAGUGGGUCUGCAGCAGGAGCCUCGUGCAGGAGCUGCUGCUCAAGGGAUGGGUCUCCUACCCAUAGAUUUGCUGCAGUGAUUUAUGGCUAAGUCAUCAUGGUACCAUCCUUGGACACGAAGGCACACUGCUGGCUCACGGCUAACCUGCUCGCCACCAGGACACCCAGGUCCUUCCCUACAGAGCUCCUUUUCCAGUAGCUCAGUUCCCAGCUGUACUGAUGGGUGCAGUUAUUCCUCCCCAGGUGUAGGAUUCUCCACUCGCAUUUGUUGAACCUCAUGAGGUUCCUCUGUGCCCAGCUCUCAGCCUGCACAGGUCCUGCUGAAUGGCAGCACAGGAGGGGCAUUAUAUCCUCUGGCCCUCAAACAGCUGGAAUCUGGCACCAUGUUCCUACAAUACACUUCUUAAGACCUUCUUUCCCCAUUGGCCCUGAUGCCAAGCCAGCUCAUUUCCCAGUGGAGAGAGGAUGUGGUGAGGGAGGUUUUCUAAUGCAGCUGCCUAGGAGCUUUCUUCCUAAUCUGAAAGUGGAGACAGGUUCUGCUUUUCCUUAUCUCUUCCACUGGUGCUGAUAGAUCUAGGCCAAAAUUCCUACAUCUGAUAACAUCCCACUGUUCUCUUUACCCUGAACGCAACCAGUCAUAGAAUCAUAGAAUGGUUUGGAUUAGAAAGGACCUCAAAGCUCAUCCACUUCCAACCCCCACUGUGGGCAAGGCUGACAACCACUAAAUCAGGUACCAUAUCAGGUUAUGGUUAUAUGUUAUGGUUAUAUAACAUUAUGGUUAUAGCACCUUCCUUUGGUUCUUCCUCCUGUGUUGGAGGAAAAGAACAUCCAUUGCUUUGGUAGAGUGCUUGCAUUCAUUUCAAGCAAACUUAAAGUAAUACCAGGCCCUGCUUACCCACUGAAAUACAUUUCCAGAAACGUGAUGGUAAUAGAUGAUGUUCAGUGGGGCUCUUCAGAGGGAGAUUGGUGCUUAGGGGAGCACUCCCCUGCCCCCACAACAAAACACACUUCAUACAGCAGCCUGGGAAGCACUCUGACCCCAGACAGACGUAUUUACAUCCUGUCAGGUGGUGAUGAAUGGCUGUGCUGGUGCCCUAUUGCAGCACGCAGUGAUUUAGGCUGUUACCUGUCAUCGCUGCAAUUUGUGUGCUUUGAGCUCCGUCUGUGUUUGUCCCAGCACGGUGCACCUGCUUGCAGCGAGGAGCAGCUGUCCUGUGCCCUGUGUCCUGCCUCAGCUCCAUCACAUCCCCACAGCCCAACCCUGCAGUGUGGGAUGCAGCACCCAAACAAACUGGGGCUGUGCCUGAGCUGUGACAUUUGCAGAGUGUGCAAAUGGUGCUUAAAUGGGGGCUGGUAAUCAAAGUGUUAACUUUGAUUAACACUGACCUGAGGGCAGUGUCAGCCUCAGCAUUCCCACCUUUAUGGCAACAAACUCCAGUCAAACACCUUUUAUGAGUACAGAUUUCAGUGCCUGCACUUCCUUGAGCAUUUUCCACUUCUGUUGUCUGGGGUUUCAAAAAGAAAAACCCGGGGUGUUUCUGCCAUCCCCCAUGUAUGGAGACACGGUGCUUGGUGGUAUGAAAGCAGGAUUACUUCAUUUACAGAUCUGUUAUCUGUGUGUUACGAGUAGCUGCUCGCAGUCCUCACCACUUCUGAGGGCUUGCCUUUCUAAUGGUGGUUGCUAGUAACAAACCUGACCUUUGUCUGGACUAUAUCUGAAUUCAUUGGGUCUUACACAACUUGUGCAUAAAGCCCUUAAGUUUCUCAUUAGAGUAGGGCAGAAGUUUGGGGUUGUUUUUCAGUCUGUGAACGUGUGGUAUGUGUCAGUUCUGCGUGUGAGGUUCUCGCCAGCCUCCUGACCCCGCUGAGGGUUGAGUUACCUCCAUUUCUCUCAUGCUCUGAUUUUUCCAUUGCUUUUUGCAACUGACUUCGUUUCUGUCCAACAAAAUGACUUUUUUUUUUGGCACAGCAGUGAGCUGGCACUGCAUUUUUUUUUAAACAGCUGUGAGGAAGCAUUACCAGAGAUGUGCUCUCGGCUGUAUGAGACAGCCUACAUUAAUACAGCUAAACCUUCCUUGAGGGAACUUGCAGCAUCACGCAUUGUGCUGCUUCGUCUGUCCCCCAUGAAGCCAUAAGGUGUGUUUGGGUGGGAGCUUCCCCAUCAGCAUCGGACCUGAAGCAGGCACCAGGAUUGGGUUCUGUGUGCAUCCCCUCUGUGCUGGGCUGAUGUUUCUAUGGGGAAUGGAGCAUGAGCUGACUUCAGGCUUUCUUUUCCCUCCCCCUCCCUGGGCUGGAACGGGGGAGUACUGCAGGAGGGUUCCCUUGGUGCUCCGCAUUCCCUGCAGCCCUGGGCCGGGUUCCUGCCCCGAGGCUUUUCCCUUCUUCCCACUCUCUCAGGAGCGAUGGAGCUGAGGAUGGAAUAGCGCCCAAAGGCAGCUGCUUCUCUUCUCAUUUGACGUAUUCAAGUUUCUAAAUAUGAAAGUUAUUGCCAAGAACGCUUUCCCCUCUCUCUUGCAGGAGAGAAAUUAAGGUCAUUUCCUACGCACUGCGUGCCUUUCCCAAAACCACUCCCUGCGUUGCUUCCCCCAAGCCUCGAGUUUUUUAGCCCUCCUCUGCUCCCUUACCUGGAGCUAGGGGUAGGAAAACAAAGAACCAACCACCAACGGGCAGCCUCCCCCCCCCCCUCACUGCUGCUGCUCGCUCCCUCCCGCACCGAAUCGCCACGUGCGCGCCGGUGGGCGUGGCCAAGCACAAAGGGGCGUGGUUGUAUCCAAAAAGGAGGCGUGGUCGUGCCCAGAAUGGGCGUGGUCUGCUGUGAAGGGGGCGUGGCUAUGCCCAUAAGGGGCGUGGCCGGGGCAUUGCCGGGCCGCUCCUGCGCAGUGCGGCGGGUGGCGGAACGGAGCGGGGCAGAGCGGAGCAGAGCAGCGGGGCGGCCGGAGCUCCCCAUGCCGCGGGGCCGGGCGGCCGCCUACCUGCUGCCUGCGGGGCUGGGGCUUCGCCAUGAUCCCCUACUUUUCCGACAACGCCGUCAUCUCGCAGGGAACCAUCGCUCAGCUCAUCAGCGAGAGCUUCCUCACUGUGAAAGGAGCAGCACUCUUCCUGCCACGAGGGAAUGGCUCAUCCACCCCCAGGGUCAGCCACCGGCGCAACAAGCACGCAGGGGAUCUCCAGCAACACCUGCAGGCCAUGUUCAUACUGCUCCGCCCAGAAGACAACAUCAGACUGGCUGUAAGACUGGAAAGCACAUACCAGAACCGCACGAGAUACAUGGUGGUCGUAUCCACCAAUGGCAGACAGGACACGGAGGAGAGCAUCGUCCUGGGAAUGGAUUUCUCUUCCAAUGACAGUAGCACUUGUACAAUGGGCUUGGUGCUGCCACUGUGGAGUGACACCUUGAUCCACCUGGAUGGGGACGGCGGGUUCAGUGUAUCCACGGAUAACAGGGUGCACAUAUUCAAGCCGGUGUCUGUGCAGGCAAUGUGGUCUGCUCUGCAGAGUUUACAUAAGGCGUGUGAGGUGGCACGAAGCAACAAUUACUACCCAGGGAGCCUCUUCCUCACGUGGGUCAGUUACUAUGAGAGCCACAUCAACUCCGACCAGUCCUCGGUCAAUGAGUGGAAUGCUAUGCAAGAUGUGCAGUCCCACCGGCCCGACUCACCCGCCCUCUUCACAGACGUCCCAACUGAGCGGGAGCGCACAGAGCGACUCAUUAAGACCAAGUUAAGGGAGAUCAUGAUGCAGAAAGAUCUGGAGAACAUCACAUCCAAAGAGAUACGCACGGAGCUGGAGAUGCAGAUGGUGUGCAACCUGCGGGAGUUCAAAGAGUUCAUUGACAAUGAAAUGAUAGUGAUCCUGGGGCAGAUGGACAGCCCCACUCAGAUAUUUGAUCAUGUCUUUUUGGGCUCUGAAUGGAAUGCCUCCAAUCUGGAAGACUUGCAGAACAGAGGGGUGCGGUAUAUUUUGAAUGUGACUCGAGAAAUAGAUAACUUCUUCCCUGGCCUUUUUGAGUACCAUAAUAUUCGGGUGUACGAUGAAGAAGCAACAGAUCUUCUGGCUUACUGGAAUGAUACUUACAAAUUCAUCUCCAAGGCAAAGAAAAAUGGUUCCAAGUGCCUGGUGCACUGCAAGAUGGGGGUGAGCCGCUCAGCCUCCACAGUCAUUGCCUAUGCCAUGAAGGAGUACGGCUGGAACCUGGACAGGGCUUACGACUACGUGAAGGAGCGGCGCACGGUCACCAAGCCCAACCCCAGCUUUAUGAGGCAGCUGGAGGAAUACCAGGGGAUCCUGCUGGCAAGCAAGCAGCGGCACAACAAGCUGUGGCGUUCGCACUCUGACAGCGACCUCUCUGACCACCAUGAGCCCAUCUGCAAAUCAGGGCUGGAACUGAACAAGAAGGAGAUCACUACCUCGGCCGACCAGAUCUCCGAGGCCAAGAGCAACGACAACCAGCAGCCCAUGUCUCCCAUCUACCCUGCUGAGCUGGAGCGGGAGCAGCUCGCAGAGGAUGCAAAUGUGAUUGAGGAGAGCUGUGUGAAAGAGAGGAGGAUCCACCUGGAGUUCACAUGUAGAGACUUCCAUGUGGAGCAAAUGGAGGACAAGCUGAACCUGAACAACAUCAAUGGCUGUACGGCAGGGUGCUGUGUGGGUUCUGUCCCCCCCGAUAACUGCCAUGCUUCUGAGGCCUUAAUGCAACUCCAGCACCCCUUGGAAAUAACAGAAUUUCCUGAUUUGACUGUAGACGAUUUGGAAAAAGAUGCCCUUAAGCCUGAUAUGAACGUGCACUUGGUUCCCAUGGAAGAAUUCACUUUGUGCUUAAAAGACUCUCUCCAGUCCCCAAACCAAAACGCGCCAAGUCUGCAGCAGAGUGCCCAGCCUGAAGGGACGGACCUCAGUGCCGACAGGAUUGACUUCUUCAGUGCUUUGGAGAAAUUCGUGGAGCUCUCUCAGGAGAGCAGGUCACGCAGCUGCUCCCACUCCCGGCCGGAGGAGCAAGGUGCUGGGAGGAAUGGGGCAGCCAGGCUGCCUGUGCUGGAGGUGCUGCCUGCUGCAGACGUGGGUGCAGACGCCCAAAGGAACAGCUCUGGAAAUUCCCCUCAGGCAUCAGAUGACUCUUCCACAGAUGAAGAGCAACAAAAGGAGGUCCCUGAACUGCCUGGCGCCGAUCAUCUCACACGGUCCCACUCAGAAAAUGCCAUUUCGGUGAAGGAAAUCAUCACAGAGAUCGAGUCCAUCAAGCAGGGAGCAGGGCCUGCUCAGCAGAAGGAGGGUUCAGCCAACCUCACCCUGACACCAAAGAGGAACACGGUACACGACCUGCCUGUGGAGGUGAUCUGGGCGUCAGAAAGGGUGGAUCAGAGCGAAGGACAUCAGGAAAAGGAGAAAGACCCUCUACAAGCUGAGCAAGAAACUGUUCCCUCACCACAGCUCUCCUCCUGCAAGUCAGAGCUGGAGGAGGGUGAGCAGCACAGCGUCCACCCUGAGCCCAAGUGGUGCCCCGGCUCCGUCCGCAGAGCCACGUUGGAGUUUGAGGAGCGUUUGAGGCAGGAGCAAGAGCACCAGCACGUGUCCCCAGUCUGCAUCCUACUGACCCGCAAGAACUCCAGGAACGACUCUCCUGCUGCUGAGCUGCUGCCGCGGGGGAGGACGGAGGAGCUGCCCUUGGAGUUGGCUCCAGAUGAUGAUGCAGUGCAGGGCUCCGAGGAGCUGCUGUCACUGGGGGCAGAGCAGCCUGCAGGCAGGCAGCUGCCCACACCCCUCACGCACCCCACAGAGCCCAGCCCAGGGCAGGAGGAGCACAGGGUGGUGGUGUCUUUUGAUGGCACGGAGGAGCCGGCCCUGCCUUCCCUCCUUCCCAAAAGAAUCGAAAUCAUUGAGUUCACUCCUACGGUCAGGGCUGCCGAGAGCCCCGCUGCAGGCAAUGAGCAGCCCGCAGCCCUCCCUCUGCUGGAUGAAAACUUGAACCCUUCGCUGUGCUCCGAGAAGGCAGCAGCCUCUCUCAGAGCUCUGGUACACCCGCCACUGCCAGAGCACACGGUGCAGCAGCAGCAGCAGCAGGCUGCCUGCACCCUGCUCAGCCCCAGCGAGGAAGGCACUGCCUUGUCCUUUCCCCUCGGUGCUGCUUCCCCCUCUGCCCAGCCCUCCUGCAUGCCUUCAGCCAGCCCUGACCGCUCUGCGUUCCCCUGUGUGAUCCCCCUGGAAGGUGUCACUGAGCAGAGCACGAGCACGGACAAUGAGCCGACCGCGCCGUGCGGCACUGCGGGAGCUGUGAGUCUCCCAUUCAGAGACAGCAGCCAGGCUCCACGCCAGGGUGGUGCUGGCUCCUCAACCAGCCUGCACGCUGCAAACGUGGACCUUCUGGACAUCUCCUUCCUGUGCUGCAGCCUGCCCCACAGCUCCAGCAGUCACAGCGUGGGGGAGCGCAGCAGCAGCCCUGGGCUGGUCAAGCAGCGAGCGAAGGAAAUAGAGGCACGGAUCCGGCACGCAGGGCUCACCACCCCCUCCCAGAUGAAGAGAUCAGCAUCCUUGGCCAAACUGGACUGCCUGGACCUCUCCAAGGACGACUUAUCCGAGAGGGAGGCGGCCUCCCGCUGCACCAGCCCCAUCCUCCUCACCUGCAUGGGUGCGGGCUUUCACGGGGGGAGGUCAGAGCAGAGCUUGCAGAGCCCAUGUGAGAAAUGCCACCCGUUCUCCCCACCCACCCUCCAGGAUCCCAAACCUGCUCAGCAUUUUGUAGAGCAGCUCAGAACAGCCGAGUGCAUUGCUCAGAGCAGGCCGGUGGAGCGCCCGCUGGCUCAGUACGCCAAAGAGUGCGGCUCCAGCCAGCACAGCUCGGCUCCCAGCGCCGGUCCCACAUGGACUGCCCCCCAGGAGGGACCCUCUGUGUUGGCAACACCCCGACAGCAGCACGGUAGAACUCACCCGUUGAGGAGACUUAAAAAGAGCAAUGACAGAAAGCGGACAACCAAUCCCCUCUAUAACACCAUGUGAUUGUGAGAGCUCCGUGGUUCCAUCCGGGGAGCUGCGCCGUGGUCACACAAAGGGGCAGGUGUAAUAUAAGGAACAUGCACUUUAUUGGUUAAUUUUAUAUAUAUAUAUAUAUAUAUAUAUAUAGUCAUUUUACCGUUCCUGGCGCAUGUAGGUGUGUGGGUUGGUUCUUCUGUGUGUGACUCUGACUGCAGGACUGUUGGUUGGUUUUUGUUUUGUUUUGUUUUGUUUUUAAAUGAUUUUUUUUUAUGAACUCGGAUAACCUCAGAUGUUCUUUUUGUUGUUGGUUUGUUUUAAAAGAACACCUCUCCCCUGUUGAAAACGGAUGCUGGCUCACUGCAGCGGGGCAGAGGUUUGCUCAAAACCAGCUCCUAGAUCCUCACUUGAAUCAGCCCCGUGCCUCGAGAUGGUGCUGGGCACUGGGGCGAGAGCCCACGCAACUGUGAAGGCUGUGCCAAGUCCCCUUUGUUCACUUUGUGCUGCAGGCUGGAGCUGGAUGGUGCUGGCAGGUCCCUGAUGGAGCUCAGUUCUGCCUGUGUGCUCCAACAGGAGCACAGGGGUGGGUUUGGGGACCCUCAGCUCUGCCCUCACCUCUUCCUCCAGCUGAGAGCCCACGACCCAGAGUGUUCUUCUAAAACAAACACCUCAGUAGGGCAUGAGCCCUCCCGUUACUUGAAUUCUGCUGUGGGCCUUCCACGUUCAUGGCCAUAUCGUGUCCUCUGCCCUCUGCUGCCUCCCUGCACCCCGGAGCUGCCCUGCAUCCCCUCUGCAUCCCACAGCCCGUUGUAGUUGUUACACGUUUUGUUCCCACACUGAAUGCAAAGCUUUGUCUUCUGCUGCCACUCCUGUACUCAGCCUGGAGGGAGGAUCUUUCCUGGAAGAUUUGGUUUUUUGCUAAAUUGUAUAUAUGGUAUUUAUAUAGAUAUUUUUUUGUUUCUAUGUUGGUUAUUACUUUGUUUUUUUUUUUUUAAGGGCAAGACUGCAUUCUGUAAACUGGAAAACACCACCACUUUCCUCACCCUCAGUGCUGUCCAUGGCAAUCUGCACCCAAACGCAGUGGCUUUGGCCAAAUGUCUCCUCCAGCCCUGUGUUCUCUUCUGCAGCUCCUGGCCUCUCCCAGACCCACGUGGUUGCUCCCAGUUUCAGGCCUGCUCUGCACUGCCUGGUGCCUGGCCCUGCCAGGAGCUGCAGAACGGCUCCUGCUGCUGAAAGUGCAGUGCCCA
Messenger RNA from Phasianus colchicus (ring-necked pheasant), 9931 nucleotides. It is a transcript of the gene SSH2, whose product is annotated as slingshot protein phosphatase 2. Gene Ontology annotation, biological process: protein dephosphorylation; negative regulation of actin filament polymerization. Gene Ontology annotation, molecular function: phosphatase activity; actin binding. The record is from RefSeq and is a predicted model, not a curated record. Lineage: Eukaryota; Metazoa; Chordata; Aves; Galliformes; Phasianidae.